Molecule: messenger RNA, 2820 nt
Organism: Mycena indigotica
Lineage: Eukaryota; Fungi; Basidiomycota; Agaricomycetes; Agaricales; Mycenaceae
Product: Non-specific serine/threonine protein kinase
Exons: 10
Coding region: 1-2820 (939 amino acids)
Biological process (GO): protein phosphorylation
Molecular function (GO): ATP binding; protein serine/threonine kinase activity
Source: RefSeq, a predicted model, not a curated record
AUGACCGCCGCGGUGGACAAGAAAAGCAUCAGACUGUCGGUAUCGUCGCGGUGGUAUACGGUGCCAUUGGGCGCUGUUGCGGUUGGGGCAAUAAUUGGAUUAAACCGAGGAGCCAAGCUGGCUUCGCUUAGGUUCCUGGCGGAGAAUGCACACCGAACUCCAACGACGCAAAAAGGAUGGUACUACUACCAUAAAACAAAAAAUUAUCGGGUCAUACUAGGGGCUCUACGUGGCGCGGGGAGAGACGGAGGGUAUCUUGGCCUGGUCUCGCUGGGGUGGGUGACUAUUGAAGAGGGCCUGGAAAGAGUGGGCUGGGGCAGAAUUGCAAUGACUGGGGCCGGAGUAGGCACAGCCGGUAUUGUUUGCGGUCUUUAUGGAGCUGGUGUUAGGUCGAGCAUCGCGUUAGGAUUAGCGGGAGGGGGUUUCUUGGAUGCGAUACGAACUUUCCUUGUCUUAUCCUCCCAUCGUCAUCGUUGUCCACUUCGUUCUGCCCUCCCCAGAAUGCUACAAUUCUGGCCCUCCACUCCGCUAGACCAGCUGACGCCUAGAGCGUCAGCGCAAGAAACAAACCCGUUUGACGUGAUGCCUAACCACCCGCCUCGGUCUCCUACUGCCUACCAUCAUCUUUUGAAGACUCCCACUGGAGGAGCAGAAACACCGAUAGCAUCUCCGUCGACCGGGUUCGUUUCGGCCCUGCCCACCACUUCCGUUACACUCUCUGCCCCCAUAUUUUCAAUGCCCAAAGCACCACCCGCCAAACGCUCUGUUGCUCCCUCUUCUUCCGCAACUUCAUCCUCCCCUUCUGGCUCGUCAUCCAAGGGCCAGAUUCACGUCAAGUUAAUACAGGCCCGGGCUCUCAACGUCCGUUCGACAGCCAAACCCUAUGUCGUUGUCCAAUUCGAGCAAAAUGAGUUUGUCAGCCGCGACCCGACUGGAGAAUCGGACAAGGAGAUCAAAGGCACUCCUACUUCCCUCAACACAUCGUCCGCCAUGACUGCUCUCAACGACAUCGGGACCAAGGCUGCUGCUGCCGAGGCUAACAGGCGAGGAAGUCGGGGCAGUGCGAAAAGUAACAACUCCUCGCCCGCAUCUUCUGUAAAACCAACCUCUACCUUAUCCAAUGGCCUAUUUGGCUCCAUCUCUGCUACCAACCCAGUCUGGAAGCAUGAAGUAUCAUUCGAUGUUACCUCCGAAGCAUCUGUAAUCACUUUCAACGUCUACGACCGCUCUGCCCUUGAGCACGGUUUCUUGGGGACUGUCCAAAUCAAACCUGUUCUGAUACACGACCACACGGUUGACCAAUGGUACAAGCUCCUCCCAUUCGAAAACGAGGUUGUAAGCGGUGAGAUGCGUGUCCAGAUAACAUAUGAGCAAAAUCGAACCAAGCGAGCGUUGACCCCACGGGAUUUCGAAUUCCUCAAGCUUAUUGGCCGCGGAACAUUCGGGAAAGUCUUCCAAGUGAGGAAACGCGAUACCAAACGAAUAUACGCCAUGAAGGUCCUUUCCAAGAAGGAAAUUGUCGCCAAAAAGGAGGUUGCACACACAAUCGGCGAACGCAAAAUUCUACAAAAGUCCCUCGAAUCACCCUUCCUCGUCGGGCUGAAAUUUAGCUUCCAGACGGACACAGACUUGUACCUCAUCACCGACUUUAAGAGUGGAGGCGAGUUGUUCUGGCAUUUGCAACGGGAAACGAGGUUCACGGAAGAGCGUGCGCGGUUCUACAUUGCUGAGCUCAUUCUGGCCCUUGAGCAUCUCCACAAGUAUGACAUUGUGUAUCGCGAUCUUAAACCAGAAAACAUCCUCCUCGACGCCACGGGUCAUGUUGCACUCUGUGAUUUCGGUUUAUCUAAGGCCGAUCUCCGGUCCGACCAACUCACGACUACUUUCUGUGGCACAACAGAGUAUCUGGCUCCAGAAAUGCUCCUCGACGAGCUUGGCUACUCCAAGCUCGUCGACUUCUGGUCACUGGGUGUGCUGCUAUUCGAAAUGUGUUGUGGCUGGAGCCCAUUCUACGCUGAGGAUACGCAGCAGAUGUACAAGAACAUCUGCUUCGGCAAGAUCCGGUUCCCGAAGGGUGCGAUUAACGAGGACGGGAAGCAGUUCGUGAAAUGCCUUCUGAACCGUAAUCCAAAGCUCCGUUUAGGUGCCCAGCGUGACGCCGAAGAACUGAAAGAGCAUCCUUUCUUUGCCUCUCUAGACUGGGACGCGCUUGCCCGGAAGCAGGUCACGCCCCCGUUCAAGCCAAUUGUCGAGUCAGACGAAUCGACUGCCAACUUUGACGAAGCGUUCACCUCUGCUGAUCUUCACGAAGUUGGCAUUGACGGUAUGGAUAUCGAUGAGAACGACCCUUCUGAAGACUGGGUACUCGCUGGGUCGCUAAGCCAACACCAUCAGCCAAACGGGCCCCUCGGGAGCGAACGGGAGGGACAUUCCGCGUCUGCCAGUCCGACACCGGGACAAAACGGAGCGUCGCUAUCGCGGCAGAGUUCGACGAAUAGAAAUGGGAACGGAACUGGGCCGCGGCCCAAGGCGGCGGGGAUCGACAUCAAGCCCAAGAAGAAGAAGGUGGAGGCGGCGGGGAGCCCGCUUACCAACAGUGUGCAGGAGAAUUUCCGUGGGUUUACGUAUUCAGGAGGGGAGAGCGUGACUGCGCCUGGGGGUAUUCUUGCCAUGCGGGCAGCGACCAAGACACCUGACUCGGGCGAGGACAGCACAAAUAAUACUGAGGACGAGUUUGAGGACCCAUCGAAGCCCGCUGGACGCUAUGCCCAUAAGCGUAGGAAAGGACUGGGGUUUACUGGCCUCGAAGAUGAAUUUUGA